GUUCUGGCUAUGGGGCCGAUAGAAUGCACCGGCUCCAUAGACGGCGCCUUCUUAAUAUACUAGGGAUAAUGGGAGUUUUACUUUGAGCAAGUUUUCCAUUCCACGUCUAUAAAAGGCAUGGGAUGUGAAGUGAUGGUGAAGAACACGAUGGAGUUGCAACUUCAAGUGAAGUGUGGGGAAGUAGUGAUGGUUCGCCCAUGCCUUCCCUCGCCUAAAACCACUCUCUAUCUUUCUAAUUUGGAUGACCAGUCCAUGUUAAGAUUCAUGGUUCGUCAAAUUCUUCUCUACAAAGUUUACAACAAUUCCAAUUCCAACUCGUUGGGCAAUCCAGCAAAAGUAAUUCGUGAGGCUUUGUCCAAAGUAUUGGUAUAUUAUUAUCCAAUGGCAGGGCGUCUGAGAAGCAGCCACAAUGGCAAACUUCAAGUGGAGUAUAACGCAGAGGGAGUUCCAUUCAUGGCUGCCACCUCUGACAAUAAUUUGUCUGUGCUCGGAGAUUGUGAUGACCUCAAACAGUCAUUUCAUCAGCUGAUUUCUACAAUUCCUUUCGGUGCAGAGACUGAGAGCAUUUAUCCCCUCGUUCUUCAAGUUACUCAAUUCAGUUGUGGAGGGUUUGUUUUAGGAUAUGGUUCGAAUCACAGUAUAUGUGAUGGAUUAGGAAUGGCACAGUUUCUUAAUGGGCUUGGAGAGAUGGCGAGGGGAGUUGGUAAGCUCUCAGUGCAACCAAUAUGGGAUAGAGAACUUCUCAAGCCAAGAAAUCCACCACAAGUGAUGUUUCACCAUUCAGAAUUAGUUACAGAUAGUUUCAUAUCUUCAUUUCAAGAGCAUGAGGAAUGCGUUCAUUAUUUUCAUUAUUUGGAUUCCAAGACGAUAAAACAAAUCAAGCAACGGCUUAUGGGAGAGUGUAAAGAAAGCUUCUCUUCAUUUGAUAUUGGGGCAGCGUUGUUUUGGAGGGCAAUGACAAAGGCCCAUAAAAUCCCACAUAGCCAUAGUGUGAAGCUUGUCUUUGCAAUGAAUUCAAGGAAAUUAUUCAAACCGCCACUCCACAACGGAUAUUAUGGUAAUUGCUUCUACCCUGUAUGUGCAACGGCUAGAGCUGAGGAACUUUACAGUACCUCAAUUUUGCAAGUAAUCAUGAUUAUAAAGAGAUCAAGGCUGUUAUUGAGUAAUGAGUAUUUGAGAUCAAGCAUCGACUUUGUAGAGAUCAAUAGGAAGGUAAUGAAUCAGCAUGUGCAUGUACCAAUGAAGAAUGUCGUGUUUAUGAGCGAUUGGAGAUUUCUAGGGCUCAAUAGUGUGGAUUUUGGAUGGGGUGAAACAUCAAUUCUAAGUCCAAUAGAAUGGAGUGGAUUUUUCCAUGCAAAUUUUAUUGUCUUCAUUCAACCUCCAAAGGGUAAGGAUGGCAUAAAAGUAUUGUUAUGCAUGCCCCAAACAACAUUGAAAUUGUUUGAGAUAGAAAUGGAAGUAGGAAUUCUUUCCAAUUCUAUGGAAAAGGAUAUGCAGCGAAGCUCGCUUUAAGAUGUUGAUCAAACACAAGAAAUACGAAGUUAGAAACUUUGAAUU
This is a messenger RNA of Cryptomeria japonica (Japanese cedar), 1557 nucleotides long. Its product is annotated as taxadien-5-alpha-ol O-acetyltransferase. Bases 118 to 1512 code for a protein of 464 amino acids. The transcript has 2 exons. Lineage: Eukaryota; Viridiplantae; Streptophyta; Pinopsida; Cupressales; Cupressaceae. The record is from RefSeq and is a predicted model, not a curated record.